Messenger RNA from Bufo bufo (common toad), 1492 nucleotides. It is a transcript of the gene PRUNE2, whose product is annotated as prune homolog 2 with BCH domain. The coding region runs from base 115 to 1017 and encodes 300 amino acids. The record is from RefSeq and is a predicted model, not a curated record. The transcript is spliced from 10 exons. Gene Ontology annotation, biological process: apoptotic process. NCBI's taxonomy places the organism in Eukaryota, Metazoa, Chordata, Amphibia, Anura, Bufonidae. Gene Ontology annotation, cellular component: cytoplasm.
GCCAUGCAAAACAAAGAGGGAUGCUGAAAAUACAGUAAUCCUGUCCUCAGACUCUCAGCAGGAAGGGAGACAUCGGAAGCUUUUGCAAGAUCAGUUGUAUUGGACGAUGUGGGAAUGGACAUCCCAUUUGAUGCAGCAGAAAUCAGACCUGAACCUCCAAAUUCACUGGAUCUGAAUGGUGCCCAUGCCAGGAAAAUAAAGCUUACAGCUCCUAACAUUAACCUUUCCCUGGACCACAGUGAAGGUUCUAUUCUUUCUGAUGACAAUCUUGAUACUCCAGAUGAACUUGAUAUUAACGUAGACGAUCUUGAUACUCCAGAUGAAGCAGAUUCCUUUGACUAUACUGGAAAUGAUGAUCGUCCUGCACUCGGCCACUCACUUCAAGGAGAUUUUGAAUCUAUCCAAGAAUACUCAGCAGAAGAAGAGAGAGCCGAUAAUAAGCUAUGGAGGACUGUCAUCAUUGGUGAUCAAGAACAACGAAUAGAUAUGAAGGUCAUUGAACCAUACAAGAAAGUGAUAUCACACGGAGGUUACUAUGGCGAGGGUGUGAACGCCAUUAUUGUGUUUGCUGCCUGUUUUCUGCCUGACAGCAGCCGCGCUGACUACAAUUAUGUCAUGGAAAAUCUUUUCCUAUAUGUAAUAAGCACUUUGGAACUCAUGGUAGCAGAGGACUACAUGAUUGUCUACUUAAAUGGAGCCACGCCAAGAAGAAAGAUGCCAGGACUUGGAUGGAUGAAGAAGUGUUACCAAAUGAUAGAUAGACGGCUAAGGAAGAACCUAAAGUCAUUCAUUAUCGUUCAUCCAUCUUGGUUUAUCAGAACUAUAUUAGCCGUGACACGUCCUUUCAUAAGCUCCAAGUUCAGCAGCAAAAUAAAGUAUGUCUCCAGUCUAGCUGAGCUCAGGGAGUUGAUUCCGAUGGAACAUGUGCAGAUUCCAGAAAGUAUUAUCAAGUAUGAAGAAUCAAGGUGUUUUCCAAGGAAUGUAAGCUUCGAGAAGAAAACUGAAGACAACGUAUAACACUAUGGAACACAGAGGCUGUGAAUCUUCAUGGAUAACUCUAGUUUUAUCUUGUGGUUGUAUAGGCCGAGAUAUCUUAUGUAUUUUAUUUUUUAAAAGUGUAAAUUAAUAAUAGAACGCAAAAGGAAAUCUCUUUAAUCUAAAAUGGCAUCAACAUGAGAACACGUUGAGUCACUCUGCUUAGAGGGAACGUGUUGUAUUUCAUGAGACUUGCAGCUCAGAAGAAAACAAAGUGAUUCAGUAUUUGCUAUGGUGACACAUUUACUUUUGGUGGUAAAAUCAUGUUUUGCUUUCAUGGUUGCAGGGUUUUAGGCAACUAUAAACCCAUGUAGUGUAUUUUUAGUACUACCAAAGUAAAAAAUAACAAUUAAGAAAGUUACUAAGCAAUGACAAGAUCCCAACACAUACAGACAUCCAAGACACCUCUCAUACAUUUAACCUCUACACCAGUGGGGCACAUUUAUAAAUUGUUUUA